GAGAAGUUUCGUGAUCUGUUUUCUUCACCCAGCACCAGCAUUGUUUUGUGACGAUUCCGAUUUAAGUUUGAUUUAUGCCUUUCGAGGAAGUAUCAGUAUGAUUCCAUUUGUCUGUGUGUUGCCGAAACCCUAUCAAUCGGGAAUCCUUUUUCAUCUGCCGUUUGACAUAUUAGCUCUUGCAACACUUCACAAGUACGCAAUCUAAUCGACAAGAUGACUAGAACUGAAAUUGAUCUCUUAAGUACUCUGGACUUGCGCGGUGCGCGACCGAGUAAGGAACGGGUGGAGCAGCUCACAACGUCCCCGGUCGUCAGUAACUACCCCGCGAAGUUCUGGCCUUUCGAUGGGGCUCCGCACAUGUGGGGACCGGGCGAGGUCUGGGUCCGACUAGGAAAGGGCGCCUCCUCGUGUGCGGCUGCGCAGGAGUGCCGAAGGACGCUCGACGCAGGCAGGCCGCUCGAUGUGGCGCGCGUCGUUGCAGAAAAGGACCCGCAGAUCGCGAAGGCCCUGGCGGUGUUGAAGAGCAAACCGGAAUGGUACAGCGACGCGGACGGGUUUGCAGAGGAGGCGAACUUGGGCAAUGUCUUGGAGGAGUUGAAAAAGCAGGACUGUGUGCCGGAGUGGCUGGACUCCCGGCAAAAGCUUGGCACCUUCUGGCCGGAGUUGUCAGUCAAGCCGGGGCGUUUGUGGGUAGUUAAGAAUUGUCAAAUGACUACCGAAAAAGACAAUGACGCACUGGGAGAAGUUGCCGCGUUGCUUACGCUCAUCGACGGGAAGGCAACCUGGGCACUCGCGCCGCGCGGCCCCAUUGUGCCGGUAGGCAUGACGGACACAGUGACGCGCCACUCCAUCGGUCUAUACCGCCGCUGCCGCUUCAUCGGAAAUGUGCCGGCCCACCUGGUCCGCGACAAUUGCAUCUGCACGAGCCAGAGACUUAACAAGCAGGCGGCGCUGCGGCUCUUCGAGCAGUUACCCCUCUGGUGGGGCUUUCGGGACAAAAAGGAGCACUCUGACAAUUGGGACGACUACCAUGCUGAAGUGAAGAAAAUGAAGGAGCGAACCGGCGCUGCCGGGCCCGUCCGCGCUGAUAAUCCGGAGAGAACUCUGGUCCUGCCGCUACCAGCAGAAGUCGAGGAGGCCCUCCAGUCCCGCAGCCUGGAGAAGCAAUACAGUGAUGUGCUCCGUGAAUUCGCCACCUUUUUCACGACCGGAAAAGUUAAAGUCGCGAAGCGGGCGAACAUCUUGAACGAAGCGGACAAAGAGAAAGCGCGAGAGGGUGGGAAGAAAAACCACAAGUCGGGAACACCACAGGCGAUAACGAUUGGAGCGACCACCUACCGCCAGUCUUAUGCGGGUGUGCUUAGUAAGUUUUCACGGCCGCUGCGGGGGCAAUACCUCUCGAGGAUGGUGGUAGAACUGCACAGAAAGGUUUGCAGCGUGUACGAGACGCCAGCCGGAGCCACGUCUUCUUCCUCCUCAUCCGCCGCUGCCCGACCGGUCUCAGCCAAGAUGAAGCGCCCAGCCGCAGAGGCGCCAGCCGAAAACGGUGAAGGCGCGCCAGGUCGUGCGCUUGGCACUGAUGCGCUCUGGACCAGCUGCACAGUCAACUACGACGUCACAACCAUUCUCCACCGGGAUUCGAAUAAUUGCCGAGGGUUAUACUCUAUCAAACGCAGAAGUGUCUGGGUCUGGAAAGCAACUUCUGAUGCGCGUCUUGCGUCCCUGAAAAAUCUGUGUCACAUAAGCAGAAAGAAUGCCAGCGUUUUCAUGCUGCAACGCAGUGUUUAGUGCGUACUAGACAUCAAUCUAUGACUAUGAGAAAGAUCGAUAAAAACGCGUCAUGCUUAGCAGUACUUCGAAGUGGAAGUGGUUGUUCAAUUGUCCAGAGUUCAGCAUCACAAGUUUCCAGACCAAGACAUAUUUGCACUUGAUGCGCCCUCUUGUCCUUGCUCUAGGAACUUUUCAAACAGGAGGUCGAUUAUUCGUCCAAGAUGAGGACGUGGCGCGCAGCAACCCUCCGAGGCGCUUGGACGGCAAAGAAGCAAGCGGCGCACCCGGGCACUUUCACUGUACACAGACAGGGAAGAAGGUCAGCGGAUUUUUUUUCGACGUGAAACAAAACCCACUGCUAUUUUGGGGCGGUGUGCGGCACGGUAUUUACUUAUUUACCGCUGUCGUUUUUCGGCGUCGAGUAUUCAUCCGCAUAUCCUAACUGAUCACGAUGUGUAGGCGCAUACGUAAGAUUUCAGAGGCGAAGUAGCGAAAAGCGAGCAACUCGUUGCGUCUGCCUAGCGGUAGUGCAUUCUCCUCUGCAUAUUAUCAACUGAAAAACACAUACAGUCGCAGCAAACAUCAAAUGUAAAACGAAAAUGUAAUGAUCAGGUACAGAACCGUACACGGGGGGAAGUCGCAUGGCGUUUGUCUUUUUCUCGCAUUCCAACAUCUACCGCGUUUCCAAUCCCGCACAGGAAGGUUUGCGCGAUGCUUUGCUGGAGGAUCUCUCCGCGCUCGGAAUUCCGGCCCCCACGCCACAGCAAGUCGAGGAUGCGGCAGCCAGACACCUGGAUAGCACCAGUAAGACCAGCAACAAGCGUGCAAAGGUCCUCACGAAAAAAAGAGACGAAGCUGCAACCACGACCACGAGUGCAGAGCCAGAUGCAGCUGUCCCCGACCAUCCAGACGGAGAACAUGAAAACUUUGAUGAAGAUCGCCGAGAUCCCACGAUUGAGAAGUUUGGAGACGUUGCAGACGAUGUCGGCGACAUGUACAUGGGAUUCGUUGCUAGCGGGUUCAUACAAAUGUGUGACGAGCGACGCAGGGCGCGGGCUGUCGAAGGAGAAGAUGGGAAGUCCAGCAGCAGUAGCAGUGGGCGAAACAUGCUCGCAGAUGACAAAAUUAGUCGACAAACGUCCAAAGCGUCCAGUACAUCGGAUCCCUCUUCCAAGACAAACGCGAAAGCAAAGUAGAUGCCUAUUCCGUUGUGCGAUGCCAUCGAUUUGAAAACAGAAACUCCUACAACACGAACAAGUCGCCUCGGCCGCAACAAAUAU
Messenger RNA from Amoebophrya sp. A120, 3050 nucleotides. NCBI's taxonomy places the organism in Eukaryota, Dinophyceae, Syndiniales, Amoebophryaceae. The record is from the annotation of a GenBank genome assembly.